UGUUCGUUAGCAGUGAGGCAGGAAUGGCAGAGUUUUGAGAUGUGGAUUCACUCAGUUAUGAGCGGAGUGAUCAGGACUCUGUUUGCUGUCCUUCUUUGAAGGAUGAUGAAAAACUUGCUGCCGUUCCUGCUCCUCGUUUCCCAGCAUGCCCUGGCUGUGGUGGUGGAGGUGAAUGAGGGGGCAGAGUCUGUCCUGCUGCCCUGUGAGUUCUCAGGUUUAAUACCUGAGAAUGACUCCACCGUGAUGUGGACUCACAAAGAUCUUUAUAACAAAUCUGUCCACCUACGACGAAAAGAAGGAGAUGAUCUUGGAGAGCAAAACCAGGGUUACAGCGGGCGCACAUCGAUGAGGCCUGAUGCUCUGAACACUGGAAACUUCAGCCUCACUCUGAGAAAACCACAACUGACUGACAGCGGCAACUACACCUGCUCCAUCAGUGAUGGAAGAGAAGAAAGGAGACUGAUAGAUAUACAGCUGCAGGUCAAAGAUUAUAAGGUGGAGGUGGAUUCAGGGGUGGAGUCUGUCCAGCUGCCCUGCAAAACCACAGUUAACCUGCCUAAAGACGCUAAAGUGGAGUGGAAGAACAAAAACAACAGGAAG
Messenger RNA from Pundamilia nyererei, 600 nucleotides. RefSeq names its product V-set domain-containing T-cell activation inhibitor 1-like. The annotation marks the transcript as partial. The record is from RefSeq and is a predicted model, not a curated record. The transcript is spliced from 3 exons. Gene Ontology annotation, molecular function: signaling receptor binding. Gene Ontology annotation, biological process: regulation of cytokine production; T cell receptor signaling pathway. Lineage: Eukaryota; Metazoa; Chordata; Actinopteri; Cichliformes; Cichlidae. Gene Ontology annotation, cellular component: external side of plasma membrane.